AACGGAGGAUUCUUCAACGAGAUUAGCCAAAUUUUAGUUAUAAAAUAGUGUAUAACUUCUAAAAACGAUGCCAAAAAUGAAGCCCAUUUACGUGCUUCACUUCCUCGCGGUGCUGGUUAUCGUGAACGCAGCGACACCGAACGACAGUACGGAGAAAUCCAAAUUUGUUGCCACCAACGAAUGGCAAGAAAUCGCAGAAGGUCAAGGCAUUCCGCAAGGAUUGCACGUCAGGAUCAAUCUUUCCACCGGCAAGAAGGAGGCUAAACUGUUGGUUGACGAAAGCGCAACUGAAACUCGGACAACAGAUGGAACACAAGAAAGUACGGAAUCGUCUCUUUCGCUCGUUCCUGGCCAGGAAGUGGAAGACCACGGCAGCCGGCAACCACCAGCGGGAUCAUUGGGCGGCAUGAAACUAGAGGCCAUCAAGGAGGCUCUUCGAGACAUCCCAGGCAACGACUACAAACCAGAAGAUGCUACCGUUAGUGGACGCUACAAAAGUUAUUCGGAGAUUAAACAAGAACUGAAGGACGCGAACGUGGAGCUGCAAACGGACAGUGAAAUCAUGGGCGCCCUUUUGGGACGUUUUCCCAAAAGCCUUUCAAACGAUCAGGAGCUGGAUGGGCUGUUCGAGGAUCUUCGCUACCUAGCGCACCAGAUCGACAAUGCGCUUGAAUUCAUCGAUCGUGGUGGCGUGGAGCAGAUCAUAUGGCCCAGCUUAAAUCGAACCGGAGAGCAGCAGCAACGGAUACGCGUACAGGCCCUCACGCUACUCGGUACAUUAGCACAGAACAAUCCCAAAGCAAAGGUAUCCCUGUUUGAACGGGACGCCAGUGCUAAACUACUGGGCGCACUAGGGCGUGCCACAGCAUCGGAAGAGAUAUCGGCGGCCGUGUACGCUUUCGGUAGCUUGGUACGAAAGUUCCCGUUCGCCCAAAAGCAACUACUAACACCGCACGGGUAUAGCCUACUAUACGGCAUCUGGACGAAACCGGUGGUCGAGCUGAAGGUUAAGGUGAAAGCGUUGCAGCUGGUUGCGGAUGUCGUGGAAGAUUAUCUAAGCGUAACGACCGAAAGAGGCAGCUCUUCCGAGCCGGUUGACGCCGUAACGGUCGAACAGUACCGUUCCACUCGGCUAACCGAGGGUUUGGAGAAAACAGAGUUCUGUAAGCAUGCCGGUCAGUUUUUCCAAGCGCAUCGUGCAGCUCUAGUGGCGGAUGAACAUCUUGCAGACGAAACGGUACGGGCGUUACGAUCAUGCCGGACCCCCCUUUGCCAGCCACUGUGGUCCAAAUGUGCCCUCUUUCGGCAUACGCUGCUAGUGCUGCGUAACAAUCUCGACAAUCGGAUAUCGGACGAUCCGGACCUGGUGGAGUAUCGGACCGAAAUUCAGCUCAACAUCGAUGACUUUCUCCGGGAGCUGUACGGCAACGGCAAGCCCAAGGAUGAACUGUGAUACCACAUUAGGUUUAGAGGCAGUUCUUUGGGAAAAGAAUUGUUAAACGUACGUUUAGCUCAUUGUGAACCUCAUUCGAGAUGGAGUAUCUGAUCAAUACACUACGAUUACACCAAAAGGAUUGAGUUUGUUGUAUCGAUACUAUUUUCAUAUUCCGAAACAACCCACAAGGU
Molecule: messenger RNA, 1626 nt
Organism: Anopheles darlingi
Lineage: Eukaryota; Metazoa; Arthropoda; Insecta; Diptera; Culicidae
Gene: Sil1
Product: nucleotide exchange factor Sil1
Exons: 1
Coding region: 68-1453 (461 amino acids)
Source: RefSeq, a predicted model, not a curated record